ACAAUGUCCGAUCACUAAGGAUAACAUAUUUUCAGUGUUAUUCAGCAUCGAGGAUAUGUUUCUUUGUAAUAUGCGUUAUAUGUAUUUUGUCUAUUCAACCCACAUAGAUUUUCCUUUAGCCAGAACGAGAACUGAUUAAUAUUGCAAAUAUUACACUAGUAAAUAGCAACAUUGGAGAAGUCUUCCGUGAUAAUGAGAUCUUGAUUAUAUACUGUUGGUAUACAGCUAGUGACAUGCAGUGAUUACAAUGGAUGCAAAAUUAACUGUUUAUUUGUCUCAGUGGAUAUAAUUAACUGAAAUGGUAUACACCUAAUAUGCCAACGGGAGUUAUUAUUCGAUAUUCGCAUUUCUCUUUUGAAUGAAAUUGGAUUUUUCUCUCAUAUUCAGUGUCAUUUUAUAGACGGCGAUAGUAAAAAUGUGACGUUAACAUACCAGUUUUAAAUAAAUCCACACGAAUCGAUUGUACCUAUGUAUGGAUAUUUUUCUCAGGAAUGAUGAUCCUUAACUGACAAAGAGUUGCUCAUCAUGUCUUCUACAUCGUUGACGACAUUUAUAACGGUGUUUUUCAUCGUGUUUUUGACCCAACAACUCGUCCAUAGCAACGACCUUGACCCAGUUCUUACGUCACCGGGCGAUCACGUGAUUUUGGUAUUUAUAGACAUCCACGGGGAGUUUCAAGAUGGCGCAUGCAGUGGCUGGCCAGAUUGGGUAAACUAUGAGAGGGCUCACUUUUUGUACUGGAAAUCCCUGGCAGACAACAAUACAGGUAUUGAGAUAUACGACAGCUGUGGUUCAGAGAGACGUGUUGCAACGUUGCUUCGUAAUCGCCUUUACGACCCAAGAUGUGAAAAUGCAACCAUGUCAAUCGUAACAGGGAUACUUUCCUAUUCCACGGCGAAGGUAGACGGUGUAAUUUCCAGUUUCACAGACGUUUUACACGUGUCGAUGCUGGAUAAAGGGAGACCAACAGUCGAGGAAGAUUACAUUGUAGCGGAUAUCCCUGUAUACUCCAAUAUCCAGAUACUCGGUCACGUUUUGAAAAGUCUUAAUUGGGACUAUGUUGCGACAGCCGCAGACGACCGGCCUAUUUCCCAGGCCGAGCAUUCCGCCUUUUUAAAACUUGCAGACGACUUAGGCAUUUGUGUCAGAUAUUCACAGACAAUUGCAAAUAUCAGUACGGACAACAUCGGUGACGUUACCACACCCGGAAUUAUUGUCUUCUUGAAUAAGAAAAAUCUUCUUGACAAUUUAAACAUCAUCUCUAACGGGCUUGCGGCCGAUGCUAGCGUCAUAAUUGUAACACACGAUAAAGAGACAGAUUCUUUGAAGAUAUUGCAAACAUUCAAGAACAUAAAGAAGGCUGUAAUAUUGACUGAUGACUGGGACAAAACCAUGGAAGAAGAUAAUAACUUUGCAGACUACGUGACAUUAUAUUUAAAUGAGACUUUCACAGAAGGAAACUCACUUCUGGCAACAUAUUUCAGUCAAAAUUUUAAUUGCACCCUCAAUGAAACUGAGGAGAAGAUUCGGUGUGCUGAUGUCGGAUUUAUUGACAAAGAACUGUUCAGAAGCUGUGGAAUAGACCGUUUUCAUUCCUUUGGCGAUGUGUAUAAAGUUAUGUCCCAAGCGAGCGUAGCCAUGGCAUCGAAUAAUUGCUCAACAUUUUCAAGGGCUUGUCUAGACGCCGAACUAUUUGAAACAUCUACCGAUUUUAAAGGAGUAACGCUUAACCAGUUAACGAAACGGGAACCAUUCACAGCAUUGAUAUCGCUUAUCACCGAUGGCCAUUUCAAUAAGUCUGAAGUAUUGACGUAUAAUGGUGUAGACUCUGUUACACCAAGUGUGCAAGAAUGGAUUAGAGCAGACGACACUUUUCCAGAAAGCGUCUGCGAUACUUGGUGUCCAGUUUGCAACAAGGACGUGUGCUCGAACAUGUCCACUGAACAACCCUUUGAUGGCGACUUUGUUUACAUUCCUGGGGAUAUCGUUAUUGCCGCCUUUUUACCCUUAUCAAGCCAGUGGGACAAAUUGUCAGAAGAUGCAAUUUGCAGCGGAUUAAACGUCGACGCCAAUUAUGACGUCAUUUCUGAGGCCUUUCUUUUUGCUAUUCAAUCAGCUAAAGAUAGACAACCUACAUUCUUACCAAAUGCUUCGUUUGGUGCGCUUUUGUUUGACUCGUGUACGGAUAGGCGUCGUGCAAUGCAAGUUCUGACAAACUUUGAAUCUUGCAGUUAUAAUUUUGAAACGGAUCUGCGUUUCUGGAAGCCAACACCGCUUAUUGUACCUGCUUAUUUGACGUUUGAUAAAAACAACGAUGUCGCUGGCUUAGAGUCGGACAAACUGAUCUUACAGGUUGAUGGAAAGGGCCGGGUAGUCAGUGACGAAGAACUUGUAUAUGAUCCGACCAUGUACAGUCAUGAUGCUGUGCUGAGCAUGUUAGAAAUGGCGAAUUGGACAAACAUCGGUGUAUUAUCAUCUCCUAACUUGACUAAUUUCGACGCAAAAGAUUUGCUUGAAGCAGCCAAUGCACGGAAUAUUUGUGUACAAUUCCAUCAUACACUUUCAGAAGCCUCAACGACUAUGGCCGAUGUGUUAAACAAAAUUCAAGACUCGGAUGUCAAUACUGUACUAGUGUAUGCCACGUCAUCAUACAUUGAUGACUUCUUUAGACGUUUAACGUCAAGGCAGUUACUAAAGACAUGGAUUGUUGUUGAAAGUCGGGACAAUUGGGUUGAUUUGAGUUCCAUACCGAUUCCUCUCGGGACUAUUUUUUUUGAACUGCAACACAAACAAAACGAAGAGUUCAACGCGCAUCUCCGCGAUCUCCUCACCAAUAACAUCACGCUACAUUCGUCUUACAAUACAUGGCUGGCAAGAUAUGCAAAUGCUAGGGGUUUUCAAUCUAGAUCACAAGUACUAUCUGACGUCACGACGUUAAUGCAGGCAUCUGAUGUCAUACGGGCCGUUGAUAUAUUGCUUAACGCUGUCAGCAAAGCUUCGAAUAAUAUCUGCGGAAAUAAUAUGACUUUAUGUCCGGGUUUUCUCUCUGAGAGUCCAACAGAGGUCAGACAAGAGCUGCGUAAUGUGAUGUUCAAAUACGAAGGAGCGACGGUUGAAUUAUCAACGAAAGACGAGAUGCUUGGAAAUUAUGAUAUUUCUUCAUUACAAGUUUCUAACAUGCUUCAGGUUGGUCAAUGGGUGGAUCAACAAUUGACCGCAGACCUCGAUCUUCUCAAGUCGUACAACAGUAUCGGCGAGGCUCUACCAGAACUGAGGAAGUCUUAUUGCGUAGACGAGCCUUGUGUUUGCCUCAAUAUCAACGCCUCGUCGGACGAUUCAAUGGAUCCGACCAGUAUGACCCUUGACCACGAAAUGGGUUACGUGGAUUCCACGGCUGAAUUUAAAAGCGAACUUUGGAAAAUCAUCGUCGUCAUAAUUGCUGGAUCAGGAGCAUUUAUAACAGUGUUUGUCCUGAUUUACUUCUUAUGUAAAGUAUGCGGAGGAACAUUAAUGAGGAGAUACUUACUGUUAGGAAUACCCCUUCUUAUAGCAAUGAUGUUCUUGUUUCUGGCGGUGCUGCCUUUUGUGUUUACGCCCAGCGAAUCUGUGUGCGGAAUGCGCUACUUCGCACACGGCUUCUCGUACACGCUUUGCUUCGGGGCUAUGUUGUCAAAAAUGAUGAGUGUCCGUAGUUACAGUCUGAUAGGACUUGGCGGAGAGGUUUCAAGAAUAAACACUCUCUUCAUGUGGUUCUUUGCCAUCUCCGUUCAGGUCGCGAUUGGUGUCCAGUGGUGGAUUUUAAGAAAACCGGUUUUGUUUUCCACGAACGUGUUCGAAGUAAGAAAGGGGAACCUGGAAGAGAUAACAUACUACGCAUGUGACUUUCAACGCAAAGAUUUCGUCGCUUAUCAUUCAUAUGUAAUAUUCUUAUUAGUGCUUUGCUGUAUUUACUCACUGAGUUUAAAAUCAUUGAUGAAAAACAACAAAGAGGUUAGCUCCAAUGUGCUCAUAAUAUGCUCCUGGUUCUGUUUAGCCUUAUGGAUUGCAUUGAUAGUUACGUUACUUGUGUUAGAUAGAGACUACUUGGAAGCCAUAUGUGCUAUUGGACUUUUAGCAAAUGCAUUAGCCGUGCUUGUCAUCAUUUUCUUACCGACGUUGACAGCGGUAUCGCGUCUAAAAUAUGAAGUGGCGUCAGCUGGCGGUCGUCGGGAGGAGAACGGCUACAAGCUAGAUCCGGACUUCCGAUUUGAACGUCCGUACUCACUUCCGGGGACGCUGCAUAGCUCCAUAACGGACAAAACUCUUACAUACCCGAGAAGCCUUGCAACUUUCGACACCAGUCUCAGUUACUAAGCUACUGAAAGAAAACUCUUGAUUAAAACAAGUAUAAAUAUUAUAUUUUUCUCUCCCAUAUAUUGGGAAGUAUGCAUUGGCAUAAAAUUGCCAGGCAAUUUCCCAGAAAGCUCAUUGUAAAACAUUCAUACCCUGCAUUUAUUAUAAUUUGCACUAUUUGUUUCUAUUUGUUUUCUUGUUAAAUUUCUCUAUUUUCUUCAAAUAUAUGUGGAGUUUUGUUGUUGUUGUAUUAUUCAUACAUGAUGAUAUUAUUAUUAUUAUUAUUAUUAUUAUUAUUAUUAUUAUUAUUAAAGUUAUCAAUUCGAAAUGUGUUUACAGGAUGAUUCGCGGUUUAUAAAGGGAGAAACUCAUCAUUAUUCAAUAUUGGAGGUAAAUCCGUCUAUGAUUACUCCAGCAUAUUUGACCUGAGUUCAGUAACGUUAUAAAGCAUUAGCUCAAGAAUACGGUGUACGCACUACGGUAGAAUCACAGUGGAUCGAUUUUGGGAAAAUAAAUCCUAUAAUUGAUAAUAAAUGUGUUGUGAAGUGCUCGAAGUCAUUGUUCAUAACUCCAUCCGCAAAAUAAUCAUAACUUAUGCAAUAGAGAAAUACGUACCUGAUGUUAGCUCUCAUUUAUUGCUACCAGUAUCAGGUACGUGUUUUUAUAUUGCAUAUUAAAUAAACGAAUAUUUUGUGGAUGGAAUCAUGAACAAAGACUUCGAGCAUGGUCACAACUCAUUUAUUGUCAAUUUUAUAAUUUAAUUUCGAAAAAUCAAUCCGUGUGAAUAAAACA
Mya arenaria is the source of this 5124-nucleotide messenger RNA. Its product is annotated as metabotropic glutamate receptor 2-like. The record is from RefSeq and is a predicted model, not a curated record. The transcript has 7 exons. Gene Ontology annotation, molecular function: adenylate cyclase inhibiting G protein-coupled glutamate receptor activity. Gene Ontology annotation, biological process: regulation of synaptic transmission, glutamatergic; G protein-coupled glutamate receptor signaling pathway. Gene Ontology annotation, cellular component: membrane. Bases 526 to 4353 code for a protein of 1275 amino acids. NCBI's taxonomy places the organism in Eukaryota, Metazoa, Mollusca, Bivalvia, Myida, Myidae.